Molecule: messenger RNA, 1656 nt
Organism: Triticum dicoccoides
Lineage: Eukaryota; Viridiplantae; Streptophyta; Magnoliopsida; Poales; Poaceae
Product: cyanohydrin beta-glucosyltransferase-like
Exons: 1
Coding region: 25-1431 (468 amino acids)
Molecular function (GO): quercetin 3-O-glucosyltransferase activity; quercetin 7-O-glucosyltransferase activity
Source: RefSeq, a predicted model, not a curated record
CAACAACCAAGGUAGCUAGCUAGCAUGGGAUCGCGAUACCAUGUGGUGAUGGUGGCGUACCCGGCGCAGAGCCACGUCGCGCCAUUGAUGCAGCUGGCGGGCCUCCUCCACGCCCGCGGCGCCCACGUUACCUUUGUCCACACGCAGCUGAACUACCGGCGCCUGGUGGACGCCAAGGGCGAGGCCGCCGUGCGCCCCUCCUCUUCCCCGAGCUUCCGCGUGGAGGUCAUCGACGACGGCCUCUCCGCCUCGGUGCAGCAGCACGACGUGGCCGGCGUCGUCCACGCCCUGCGCCGCAACUGCCGGGGCCCCUUCCGCGCGCUGCUCAGGAGGCUGCCCCCCGUGACCUGCGUGGUGGCGGACACGGUGAUGACCUUCGCGGCCAUGGAGGCCCGGGAGGCCGGCGUGCCGGACGUGGGCUUCUUUACCGCGUCGGCGUGCGGCCUCAUGGGCUACUUCCAGUACGGCGAGCUCAUCAAGCGAGGCCUUGUCCCUCUCCCUCUCCAAGCGGAAGCUGCCGGUGAUGCGAUGGCGACGCCGCUCCACUGGGUGCCGGGGAUGAGCCACAUGCGGCUCAAGGACAUGCCGUCCUUCUGCCACACCACGGACCCGGACGACCCCAUGGUGGCCGCCACCCUGGAGCAGAUGCAGACGGCCCUCGGCUCAAAGGCCGUCGUGCUCAACACCCUGUACGAGCUGGAGAAGGAGGUGGUGGACGGGCUGGCCGCCUUCUUCCCGCCGCUCUACACCGUCGGCCCGCUUGCGCUGCCGGAGGCUGCCAGUGCUGGCAUGGACAUCAGCGUCUGGCAGGAGGACGCCCAGUGCCUGGCUUGGCUGGACAAGAAGAAGGCGUCGUCCGUGGUGUAUGUCAACUUCGGCAGCAUGCACGUGAUGCCGGCCGCGCAGCUGCGGGAGUUCGCGCUCGGGCUGGCCAGCUGCGGCUUCCCGUUCCUGUGGGUAAAGCGGCCCGACGUGGUGGACGGCGAGGAGGAGGAGCAGGAGGCGGAGGAGUUGCUGGCCGCGGUGGCGCGCGGCGAGGGCCUGGUGGUGCCGUGGUGCGCGCAGCCGGCCGUGCUGAAGCACAAGGCGGUGGGUCUGUUCUUGACCCACUGCGGGUGGAAUUCGGUGCUGGAGGCGGUGGCGGCCGGCCAGCCGCUGCUGUGCUGGCCCCUGUUCGCGGAGCAGAGCACCAACUGCAGGCAGGUGUGCGAGUGGUGGGGCAACGGCGCGGAGCUCCCCAAAGAGGUGGAGCACGGCGCCGUGUCGGCGCUGUUGAGGGAGAUGAUGGAGGGGGAGCUUGGGAGGGAGAAGAGGGCCAAAGCGGCCCACUGGAAGGCGGCCGCCGAAACAGCUACCAGGGGAGGAGGUUCGUCUUGCCGGAGCCUCCACCGCUUGCUGGAACAUGUCCUGCUGCCGCUCCGCACACACUGACAUGUCAUCAUUUUCUAUGAUUCUUUUCACAAUAAGCACACGAUGGGUUGUGUUUUCCUUCCUGGUGUUAGACAUAUCUCAUCGCACGAUGGGUUGUGUCUUCACAAUAAGCCCACGCCUUCUCACCUAUGUGUUCGUGUCAUGUGUUAUACCUUCUUGUGCACUCAUUCUGUUUCAUUUUAUCGAUCUAUGAAUAAUACGCAAGCUUUACGUAUUCGCGAAAAA